Molecule: messenger RNA, 1119 nt
Organism: Aspergillus wentii DTO 134E9
Lineage: Eukaryota; Fungi; Ascomycota; Eurotiomycetes; Eurotiales; Aspergillaceae
Product: proline dehydrogenase family protein
Exons: 3
Coding region: 1-1119 (372 amino acids)
Cellular component (GO): mitochondrion
Molecular function (GO): FAD binding; proline dehydrogenase activity
Source: RefSeq, a predicted model, not a curated record
AUGUUGACUCUAUUCCCUGAGAAAAUCAUCCCCACACGGACCUUUUGCGCGGGAGAGACAGGCCUGGAGACGAAAGACACCCUCCGGCACUUUAAAGCGAUGGGCUUUCGGGGUACAAUCCUCACAUACGCCAAAGAGACCGUGUUCGAUCACAAAACGAACAAUACACAUGGGCUGGGUAUUGCAAAGAGUGAGAAGAACAAAGAAGCCACAGGCUCAGCGGUGGAGCAUUGUGCCAAUAUCGAGGCCUGGCGUAAAGGAACAGUAGAGACUAUUGGUCUCCUCGGCGAGGGGGACUAUCUAGCUCUCAAAUUGACCGGGGCUGGCCCAACAGUCACUGAAGCCUUUGCAGCCGGAGAUCUCCCACCACAACAGAUGAUCGAUGCACUGGAAGAAAUCUGUCUGAAAUCCAGAGAUCGCAAUGCCCGCAUUUUAAUUGACGCUGAGUCGCAGCAUUUCCAAUGGGGUAUUCUGCGGGUGACUCUCGAUCUUAUGCGGAAAUACAACCGAGACGGAUACGCUUUGGUCUACAAUACGUACCAGGCAUAUCUCAAGAGCACACCCACCACACUGGCCAAACAUCUCACUGCCGCCAGCGAGGAAGGGUUCACACUCGGCCUCAAGCUGGUUCGAGGGGCGUAUAUCGCAUCGGACAAGAGGUCUUUGAUUCACGAUACAAAGGGAAACACCGAUGAUGCCUACGAUAGCAUCGCCCAGGGUGCACUACGACAAGAGAUUGGAGAGUUCGGGGCACCCAACGGCCGUCCAUUCCCAUCAGUAAACCUCUUCCUAGCAAGUCACAACAAGGGCAGCGUGGUGGCCGCUCAUCAACUACACAAGCAGCGGACCAAGGAUAAUCUGCCAACAGUGCCAGUGGCAUUUGCCCAAUUGCACGGCAUGUCUGAUGAAGUGAGUUUUGGACUAUUGCAGAUGAAGGGUUCGGAUGGGACACCGGAGGUAUAUAAAUGCUCUACAUGGGGUGGAAUGGGAGAGUGCCUGGCGUAUCUUCUUCGGAGAGCGAUUGAGAAUCGUGAUGCCGUGUCGAGAACGGGGGAUGAAUAUACUGCAUUGAAGGCUGAGGUUAGAAGACGGAUUAAGUCGAUCUUCUCUUUCUCUUAG